GAAUUGUAUCUCCAUCAUGUCUUUCUUCUCCAGCCCAGCUCGUGUCUCUCUCAUUCCCCUUCCGCUUCGAUUGCAGCCUCUCCGUUUCCAGGCACUCAACAGUCUCAUCAUUCCCUUUUGACGUGUUUCAAUUCCACCAUGAAGCUUAAUCUUCUCCUCACCGUCCUGUCUGCCAGUCUGGCUGCGGCUGCCCCCGUCUCCCCUCGACCUGUCGCUCAUAACGAGAAGAGAAACACCCCUCUCAACACUAUACUCACCAUAAUCCUAAACCAUCUUCCAGCAGUGAAUGGUGCAAUCGAAGUGGUUGAAAGUGUCAUCACCGACUUCCAGAACCUCGUCUCGGAACUCACUGGCAUCAGUGAUACUUACAAUGAAUUAGGUGGUGCUUGCACUGACUACACUGUCAUUUACGCCCGAGGAACAGAUGAUCCAGGAAACGUAGGAGUCAUCACCGGUCCGCCAUUUUUCAUGGCACUAGAAGCUCUUGUAGGGUCUUCUAAGGUCACCGUUCAAGGUGUAAAUAACUACGCAGCUAGCGUAGCAACAUUCCUCGCUGGCGGCGAUCCUGUUGGAAGUUCUUCAAUGGCAUCAGAAAUUGAAGCCGUGUACGCAGCAUGUCCAAACACAAAUCUUGUGGCAUCCGGCUAUUCUCAAGGAGGCCAAGUUGUACAUAACGCACUUGCAUUACUUCCUGCAGCAACUGUGGAAUGGAUUAGCUCUGUCGUAAUCUUCGGUGAUCCAGAUAACGGUCAAGCCAUUCCAAACAUGGAUGCAUCAAAAGUGGACACAAUCUGCCAUACUGGUGAUAACAUCUGUGAAGCAGGGGACAUAAUUCUUCCAGCUCACUUAACUUACGGGGAGAAUGCAGCCGCAGCUGCGGCAUUUGUUGUUGCUCACGCUUCUGCAUGAACUGUGGAGUGUUAAAUCAAAUCACGCAAUUUUGACGACAUAUGAUGAAGGUGACGAUGAUGAUGAAAAGAUACCCCAAGUAGCAGGAUUUGCGAGAUGACUUUGACUCUAUGAUUAAAAGUCCUACCAAAUGUUUGAAUGUGGGUUGGAAAGGCUCGUGGUGUCAGCAGUGCAUUUUGGGGAUAGUUUUGUUGUUCAUGGCGUUUGGUAGCCUAAAAAGCUUGGAUAUGCUGCGGUUACUGGUAUAGUCGCGCAUAAUAAUGAAUAAAUUUAUACCCGC
Messenger RNA from Botrytis cinerea B05.10, 1189 nucleotides. RefSeq lists its product as hypothetical. Bases 139 to 909 code for a protein of 256 amino acids. Lineage: Eukaryota; Fungi; Ascomycota; Leotiomycetes; Helotiales; Sclerotiniaceae. The record is from RefSeq and is a predicted model, not a curated record. Gene Ontology annotation, cellular component: extracellular region. The transcript is spliced from 3 exons. Gene Ontology annotation, biological process: carbohydrate catabolic process. Gene Ontology annotation, molecular function: cutinase activity.